Lichtheimia ornata is the source of this 2808-nucleotide messenger RNA. RefSeq lists its product as uncharacterized. Gene Ontology annotation, biological process: protein phosphorylation; signal transduction. The record is from RefSeq and is a predicted model, not a curated record. Bases 1 to 2808 code for a protein of 935 amino acids. Gene Ontology annotation, molecular function: protein serine/threonine kinase activity; ATP binding. NCBI's taxonomy places the organism in Eukaryota, Fungi, Mucoromycota, Mucoromycetes, Mucorales, Lichtheimiaceae. The transcript is spliced from 13 exons.
AUGGCAGACCCACGGCAGCAAUCGCAGAUCGAAGACAUCAAGACCAAGAUUGAACGCAACGAGAAGAUUCGCGACAAGGCAAAGGAGCUACGCAAUGUGUUGGAAGACAAGAAUGCCCAGGCCCAAUGUGAGACGCAAAUCAAGGAAUCAGAGAAAUACGUCGACUAUCUCAACAGCGAGCUGCAACUUCUUCAGGAACAAGCGAAUGCGAGUGCAAGUGCUAUCGUUGAUCAAGCUUCCAAUUCUAGUGGAGCCAAGGUGUCCUUGAGCAGUAACGGCACAUCCAUUGGGGAAUCAUCAUCACUACCAUCGGAUAAGGAGAGGAGAAAGACAAAGCGUACAAGCCUAGAUUUGUUAAAGUCGGAUAUUCCUAUCAACAGGAAAAAGGUUGUCAAGAUGCUGCGAGAGAUGGAAUACAGGCUUCAAUCAGAGGAGAGGGUCAAACAAGAGAUCGUGGAAAGGAUGCAGAGCGAGCCACGUGAAGGCGACCUUCAACAACGACUUGCCGAUUCACAAGAGAAGAUCAAGUUACUCAAACGUGCCGUUCGCAAAUAUCAGUCAUUGGAUAUUAUUGAUGGAGCACCCGUGUCACCUAGUGAAAGUGAAGCCCCAUCAUUUGCUUCCGAAAAGGUGCCAUUGCCCGCAGCUGGCAUGCUCAGACUCAAGAUUGCAGAGGCGAAUCAGCUGACACAUGCACCAAGCCAUACGUUUCCUAUGUCACAAACGUUCGUUGCUAUCCAAGUGAAUGGUCGCCGCAAAAACAAGACACGCUCAUCACGUGAUGAUACUUGGUCAGAUACCUUUGAGAUGGACGUUAACAAGGCUUCCGAGAUCCUGCUUGUUAUAUAUGACCGCGCUGGUGAUCGUACUCUACCCAUAGGCUUGGUGUGGUUGAAGAUGAUUGAUAUUGCUGAGGAUUUGCGACAAAAGAAAAAGAGGAUGCUUCAAAAGGAAGAUGUGGAUUGCACAAAGCCGUCGCCGUCAGUGGUAAUAUCCGAUUGGUUUGAUGUUGAGCCUACGGGCAGGAUCUAUCUACAGCUAAGCUUUGUGCGUAAGGGUGCCAAGAUUAUCCCUUUCAAUAAACUCAAGAGAAGUGGUGCCAUUCGUGAGCUUGAAGGAAAGGUGGAUGUGUCUCAUGGCCACAAAUUCGUCUCGAAGCGGUUUUAUCAGAUUCUACGAUGCUCAGUGUGCCGUGAUUUCAUGGUGAACAUUACGUAUCAAUGCGAAGACUGCCACCUCAGCUGCCACAAAAACUGUUACAGUAGAGUGCCAUCAAGGUGUUUGGCACGUGAAGGCAUUUCAUCUGUGGAUGAAGGUGGCUUCAAGUACAAUAUCCCCCAUCGGUUUGAAACGGUCAUGGUUAUUGGCACGAAUUGGUGUUCGCAUUGUGGAUUGAUUCUCCCACUUGCAGUGAAAAAUAUCAAAAAGUGUACAGAAUGUGGGGCCAUGUAUCAUGCAAAAUGUUGCCAGUUUGUACCUAAUUACUGUGGGAUCGACAUGGAAACGGCAUAUCGGUUGGGCAACGAAUUUCGAUCAGCAAAUGAACAUCGACGCUCAUUGUUACCUCGAGAAGAGGCACCAGGCGAACCGUAUUCACCGCUACCACCAAAUGAUCCACAAUCCUAUCGACAUUCCAUGGCUUGGCCAUUACCAUCCUCAGCGAUUGAACGACUUCAAACUGAAAACGUCCGACACUCGUUCCAUAAUCUAUCCCUUGGUCAAUCGGUGCAAAUGACACAAGCAGAAUUGCUACAACAAAACCCCACAAGAUAUUCUUCGAUGACGCCCUUACAUAUGAAUCGAGGAGCUAGCAUUGACGACUUCAAUUUCCUCGCUGUCUUAGGACGUGGCAACUUUGGCAAGGUGCUACUCGCCGAGAACAAGUAUACCAGGCAACUCUAUGCCGUUAAAGCGCUCAAAAAGUUAUCCAUCUUGAUGCAGAAUGAUUUCAAAUGCAUCCUGGCUGAAAAAGAAGUGUUCAUGGUUGCAAAUCAAAGCAAGCAUCCUUUUCUCGUCAACUUGCAUUCAACAUUUAUGACCGAAUCAAGGCUCUUUUUUGUGAUGGAAUAUGUUGCAGGCGGCGAUUUGAUGUUGCACAUUCAAGGGCAAAACUUUUCAGAGCCACGAGCAAGAUUUUAUUCAGCGGAAGUUCUACUGGCACUUGAACAUCUACAUGACAACGGCAUCAUUUAUCGUGAUCUGAAAUUGGAUAACGUGGUGCUUGCACCUGAUGGCCACAUCAAAUUGACCGACUAUGGCCUAUGCAAAGGGAACACCUACUAUGAAACGACCACUGGGACCUAUUGUGGCACCCCUGAGUUCAUGGCACCCGAAAUAUUGAUGAAUCAGAGAUACACUCGGGCUGUAGAUUGGUGGGCAUUUGGUGUUUUGCUCUAUGAAAUGUUGGCGGGACAGGCACCAUUUAGGGCUGAGACCGAGGAUGAAAUGUUUGAUGCUAUCAUGAGGGAUGAGCUUGUUUGUCCACAUUAUUUGUCAAGAGAGGCUAAGAACUUGUUGCAUGCCCUACUGCAAAAGAACCCAUCACAUCGACUAGGAUCAGGAAGAGACGAUGGCAUGGAAGUACGAUCACACGUGUUUUAUGAAGGUGUUCGAUGGGAUGACCUACUUGCCAAACGUGUCACAGCACCAUUUGUACCAACAUUGCGUGGACGUGCCGAUACAUCUAAUUUCGAUGCCGAAUUUACUGGCGAGUUCCCUGUGCUUACACCGGUACCAACGCAAUUAUCUCGAGAAGAACAACAGCAAUUCCAUGGAUUUGAAUACAUCUCAGAGUGGGCGUUAGAUUAA